Paramacrobiotus metropolitanus is the source of this 2066-nucleotide messenger RNA. Its product is annotated as MOXD1 homolog 1-like. Gene Ontology annotation, molecular function: dopamine beta-monooxygenase activity; copper ion binding. The coding region runs from base 154 to 1986 and encodes 610 amino acids. NCBI's taxonomy places the organism in Eukaryota, Metazoa, Tardigrada, Eutardigrada, Parachela, Macrobiotidae. The record is from RefSeq and is a predicted model, not a curated record. The transcript has 14 exons.
CGGCUGCAAUCAUAUACCUGUAGGCGAAAACUGAAAAUCUGAACCAGGCAUCCGCGUUGUUCGCAAUCGCAUUGCCGUAUUCCACAAGGAAGCAGCGCCUGCCGCAUUGCUGCUGCGGUUGUUGCUGGUGUGCAGUUAACGAACACCGUAAUAAUGUUCGGCCUUGUAUUAGCUUCCUUGAUCUGCUCAUGCUACGGCAUUGAAUUGGCCAAUGUCCAUCAGACGAAAGGAGCCGCCGCCGACAAACCGGUGGAGAUUAGUUGGGGCACCAAUGACACGCACGUCGAAGUACAGCUGUCCUAUCCGACACUGGGCUGGCUGGCCAUGGGACUAUCACCCGACGGCGGUAUGGACCAAUCCGAUGUCUUGUUCGGAUACUUUGACGAUCAGACCAAUGACAUUAUCGUGCAGGAUCGUUACUUGCAAGCCAACACGGCCAAACAUACCGUCAACUUGAGCCUGGAUGACCAACAAGAUUGGCAGAAGAUAUCCGGCUCAAAAAAUGGAACCUACACGGUUUUACGGGCCGUACGCCGGCUGAAAACCUGCGAUAAUGCCGACCGUCCCUUCCAGAAUAUCCUUCAACACGUCAUCUACAGUCUCAACAAUAAACCGCCGUCCAGUCCCACCGCAAAAAUUCAAUAUCACAACUUCCGCUUCUCCACCAGCAUCAAUUUUAUCGCGCCGGACCAGAUGGCGGAACGCGCGAUGCCCUUGAAUCAAACGGGAAUUAAUAAGGAACUGCAAUUUACCAUCGGCAAUGUAUCCGUAACCGGCAACGAAGACACCGUAUACUGGUGCGCCCUUCAAAAGAUCCCCGUGCUGGAGAAAAAAUAUCAUGCCGUUGCGACCCAACCCCUGAUGGACCCCAAGAACGUGGUCAGCAUCCAUCAUAUGCUGGUGUACUCUUGCGACAACAUUCCAGAGGAUGCACCCGAAUUGAAGCAGGUUAAAUUCACAUGCAAUCCGGCUGAUGGAUCACCGUUUCUUAUGAAAUACUGUCCGGGUUUGCUGGGCGGCUGGGCCAUGGGCGCCGAGGACGUGCAUCGGUUCCCGAAAGAAGUUGGUCAACCCUGGGGACCGGAAAUGUCCGGAAAGUACGCAUUAGUCCAGGUUCAUUAUAACAAUCCGGAUCGUCGAUCGUUCGUCGACAAUUCGGGAAUGAAGUACCUGCUAACGGAUAAGCUGCGACAGUAUGAUUCCGGAACGCUCAUGACCGGCAUACUCAGUUUGGACUUUACGAUGACCUUACCACCAGGCCAGAAAGUUUUCAAUAUCCAAGGACAAUGUCCGGAGUUCUGUACGAACUCGCUUCCGAAGGAAGGAGUUACCAUAUUCUCCAGCGCGAUUCAUAUGCACACACGAGGUCUGAGUGGCGUGGUGCGUCACUUCCGUGGCUCUCAGGAGCUGCCAAUCAUCGAUAUUAAUCCCAAAUACGACUUCAACUACCAGACAGCCCGACCGGUCCUGCCAUUCAGAAAAUUCUUACCGGGCGAUCGGAUUGUCCUGGAGUGCAAUUUCACUACGGAGAACGACAUUCAACCUGUCUUUGGCGGUGAAGGUUCCAUGGAGGAAAUGUGCCUGGCUUUUCUCAUGUACUAUCCUAAAGCCGGAUUGAAUGCGUGCGGAACGAAAUUCCGUGCUGCAGACUACUUGGCCAUGAUGGCGCAACCACGGCCUAAUCAAUCGGCAUUCCUGCCUAAAAUUACGCCGGACAUCGCUAAAAUCCUCAUGACCGGCACCAGCGAAAUGAACGAAGCGCACCGAUCCAUCGUCAAAAAUAUUCAGCCGCAAGCUCAAAAGUACUUUAGCUCGCGCACCUGGAGCGAAGAGGACGCCAAACCGCUGCAUGAUUUCUACACGAGGGGCGUUAAUUACAUGAGCAUAUGCAUAUCGCAGGGAAAUCACUCGGUGUCGAUGACCGACAAUCCGCCCGUGAUCGACCGAUGGGCGCCCAAGAGGAGCGAUACCUGCGAUCAGCCAUAACACGUCUGUAGUUGUGGAAAUCAUUCUUUUGCAUGCAAAUUAAAAUAUUUCUGCAGCAAAAAUAAAGUUUUUAUAUCUGG